Messenger RNA from Dentiscutata heterogama, 266 nucleotides. NCBI's taxonomy places the organism in Eukaryota, Fungi, Glomeromycota, Glomeromycetes, Diversisporales, Gigasporaceae. The record is from the annotation of a GenBank genome assembly.
AAUUUAACUCUGGAAAAGUUUAUUCUUAUAUUUUACAACAACAAUUGAAUUUCUUUGAGUAUAAUAUGGCUAUUAUAAAAAUACAAAUGGCUAUCAAUCAAUUAAAGAUAUUUGCUGAUACUAAUAUUGUGACAGUACGUCAAAAGAUGCUUAACGGAUCUAUUACUACUUAUCUGAUAAUGAGGCUAGUCAAAGCUACUUCAAAACAAAUAGUCAGUUCAUCUUUGGAUAUGUUGGAAGAUGACGAUCCCAAUGAACGAAGCUGA